AUGUCAUACAAGCGGGUCGCGUUCAGAGUUCAUGGCACUGUACAAGGUGUCGGUUUCCGUGACUUUACUCAGAAAUGUGCUACGGGAUAUGGAUUAAUGGGCUGGGCCCGCAACACUACUUGUGGACGGGUCGAAGGCGAAGUCCAGGGUGACGAGGAGACUAUCAAGAAAUUUAUGCAGCAGAUUGACAAAGGUCCUCGCAUGGCUCAUGUUGUCAAGCUGGAGAAGCGCGAGACAGAUGUCGUCAAGGGGGAAGCUGAUUUCUCGGUAUUCAGGACCGCAGAGUCUAGAUAUGAUGCGGAGGCUUGA
Messenger RNA from Penicillium verhagenii, 309 nucleotides. RefSeq names its product acylphosphatase. Gene Ontology annotation, molecular function: acylphosphatase activity. The record is from RefSeq and is a predicted model, not a curated record. Bases 1 to 309 code for a protein of 102 amino acids. Lineage: Eukaryota; Fungi; Ascomycota; Eurotiomycetes; Eurotiales; Aspergillaceae. The transcript is spliced from 5 exons.